Paralichthys olivaceus (Japanese flounder) is the source of this 1332-nucleotide messenger RNA. Lineage: Eukaryota; Metazoa; Chordata; Actinopteri; Pleuronectiformes; Paralichthyidae. The record is from RefSeq and is a predicted model, not a curated record.
GGGCGGAACUGCUGGCUUUGUACAACCACCCGCCCGUCCGAGAGGGCCACGUGAAGUACUACACCGUCAAGGUGCCGCUCCGGGUUCAGAACUGCGACGAGGGCGUCAAAGGCGUGGAGGCCAACUGGCUGGAUCACAUGACCCAGCACUUCAACAACGGAGCCUCGCUGGUCGAUGGAUACUUCCACCUGGGCAACGCGAACAAUUUGCUGCCGAAGUCGGUGGAGAGCGUCUUCAUCUUCCAGGAGGCGAGCGAGGGCGAGCAGAAUGCGGCCACUCAGACGUAUGACGCCAUCGUCGUGGAGCAGUGGACCGUCAUCGAUGGUCUGCAGGUGAAGGCUGAUUAUGUUCCCCUGCUGCAGUCUCUUGCUACAUAUGGAUGGAGACUCACGUGUGUGCUGCCGACUCCUGUAAUCAAGACCAACAGCGAUGGAAGUCUGUCCACCAAACAGAUCGUGUUCCUGCAAAGACCCGUGUUGGGCCGAAAGAGGAGGGAAUCCAAGAAACUGAUCUUCAAGCCCCGAAGCAAGUCCAACAAGAACUGCAUUAAAGACACGGCGAAGAACAAGAAGAAGAAGAAAACAAAGAGUGAGAAAGAUGCAGAAGAUCCGAAGAUUAUUGACGACAGAGAAAAGGCUGAGAGAGAGGAGGACAAGAGCAGAGAGGAAGGGGAGAACGCAACAUACGGAGAUGCGGGGAGAGAAAGUGGGACACUGGAAGAAAGGGAAACGAGGUGUGAGGAAGACGGAAAGAUUGAUGAUGGGAUUGAGAUCAGCAUAGAGACUGUCGAAAUGAAAGAUGGAGGAACGGAGACAAAAGACAAAGGAGCAGGAAAUGGCACAGAUGAAGGAGAAGAAGAUGAAGAAGAAAAAAUAACAUUGGGUGAAGAGGGAUCGGAAGAGAAUGGAGAGCCUUUAGUCCAGGAAGUGGCAGAAACUGUUGCGACUGUCGAAACAGAGAAUGAGACCAAAGAAAACAAGGACACGGGCGUAGCAGAGGUUGAAGCCGUGAUCGAAAACGGUGUGGAGGCGGACGAGGAGAGAGACGAGGGCGGAGAAAAUGCGAUCAAACACAAGGCGGAGGAGCCGGCAAGUGUGGAGGUCAACGCCAAGGAGAUUGUGGCAGAUUCGCUGGCCAGUCUGACCAAUCAGAGCCCAGAGGAAACUCAAGAGUAGCCCCGAGUCGAGGUUUUAUUCCCCACCCUACCUCUCAAAUCCCCCCCCCAUCUUAAGAUCUGGUUCACAGUGUUGUCCCUGAUCCAAAUUAACGGGGCGUCGAUCCCCAUCGCUGCAGCAUUGUCCAAACCUGCCAUCUUUCAUUGACGAGCCCCCC